Messenger RNA from Zootoca vivipara (common lizard), 7665 nucleotides. It is a transcript of the gene GALNT13, whose product is annotated as polypeptide N-acetylgalactosaminyltransferase 13. NCBI's taxonomy places the organism in Eukaryota, Metazoa, Chordata, Lepidosauria, Squamata, Lacertidae. Gene Ontology annotation, biological process: protein O-linked glycosylation. Gene Ontology annotation, cellular component: Golgi apparatus. Gene Ontology annotation, molecular function: polypeptide N-acetylgalactosaminyltransferase activity. The record is from RefSeq and is a predicted model, not a curated record.
GGGGGGCGGGAAGCGAGAAUCUCACCCCCACCCCAAAUCCUGCCGCUUCAAGUCUUUCCUCAAGAGGAACAGCGCGGCGAGGCGAGCUGUCUCUUCGCAGUGGGAUGUUCUCAACAUUGCGUUCAUGCUGGCAUCUUUGGCUUGGAUACACCAUCAAAGCAGUACCCACCUUUACUACUAAUAACUAAACAAAGAAUGAGGAGAUUUGUCUACUGCAAGGUGGUUCUUGCCACUUCUCUGAUGUGGGUGCUUGUGGAUGUCUUUCUGCUUUUAUACUUCAGUGAAUGCAACAAAUGUGAUGACAAGAAAGAGAGAUCUCUGCUGCCUGCUUUAAGGGCUGUUAUGUCAAGAAGCCAAGAAGGACCUGGAGAGAUGGGAAAGGCAGUUGUCAUCCCUAAAGAUGAUCAGGAAAAAAUGAAAGAACUCUUUAAAAUCAACCAAUUUAAUCUUAUGGCCAGUGACAUGAUUGCAUUCAACAGAAGUUUGCCUGAUGUAAGACUAGAGGGAUGCAAGACAAAAGUCUACCCUGAUGAACUACCAAACACAAGUGUCGUCAUAGUAUUUCAUAAUGAAGCCUGGAGCACUCUGCUUCGUACUAUUUACAGUGUUAUAAAUCGGUCUCCACACUAUCUACUUUCUGAGAUUAUCUUAGUAGACGACGCCAGUGAAAGAGAUUUUCUGAAGGUCCCAUUAGAGAAUUAUGUGAAAAGUUUGCAAGUGCCAGUAAAAAUCAUUAGGAUGGAACAGCGAUCAGGACUCAUCCGAGCUCGGCUUAGAGGAGCAGCAGCUUCCAAUGGCCAAGUCAUAACAUUUCUGGAUGCACACUGUGAAUGCACUUUAGGCUGGUUGGAGCCCCUGCUGGCAAGAAUCAAGGAAGACAGAAAGAUUGUUGUUUGCCCAAUUAUUGAUGUGAUCAGCGAUGACACUUUUGAGUAUAUGGCUGGGUCAGACAUGACUUACGGAGGUUUUAACUGGAAACUUAAUUUUCGUUGGUAUCCUGUUCCCCAGAGAGAGAUGGACAGAAGAAAAGGAGACAGAACAUUGCCUGUGAGGACCCCUACUAUGGCUGGUGGCCUAUUUUCUAUUCACAGAAACUACUUUGAAGAGAUAGGAACUUACGAUGCAGGAAUGGAUAUCUGGGGUGGAGAGAAUCUUGAAAUGUCUUUUAGGAUCUGGCAGUGUGGAGGCUCAUUGGAGAUUGUAACAUGUUCACAUGUUGGUCACGUCUUUCGAAAAGCUACACCUUACACAUUUCCUGGUGGUACCGGUCAUGUAAUUAACAAGAACAAUAGACGGCUUGCAGAGGUAUGGAUGGAUGAAUUUAAAGAUUUCUUCUAUAUAAUAUCCCCAGGAGUUGUCAAAGUGGAUUACGGAGAUGUAUCAGUCAGAAAAGCAUUGAGAGAGAACUUAAAAUGCAAACCGUUUUCAUGGUACCUAGAAAAUGUCUAUCCAGACUCCCAGAUUCCACGACGAUAUUUCUCCCUUGGAGAGAUCAGAAAUGUUGAGACGAACCAGUGCUUAGAUAACAUGGGACGCAAAGAAAAUGAAAAAGUUGGCAUAUUCAACUGUCACGGUAUGGGAGGAAAUCAGGUAUUUUCAUACACGGCCGACAAGGAGAUUCGUACAGAUGAUUUGUGUUUGGAUGUGUCUAGACUCAAUGGUCCUGUGAUCAUGUUAAAGUGCCACCACAUGAGAGGAAACCAACUUUGGGAGUAUGAUGCUGAGCGACUUACCUUGAGGCACGUCAACAGCAACCAGUGUCUCGAUGAACCCUCUGAAGACGACAAAAUGGUUCCUACCAUGAAAGACUGCAGUGAAAGCCGAUCUCAGCAGUGGCUGCUCCGGAAUAUGACCUUGGGUGCCUAAAAGCCGCGAAAGACUCGCUGUGUUUCCUCGCCAGGCCUCGCAAGGCUCUAGACCUCUUGCACUUCACACAGUUUGAGCGAACAGAAGUCUUUUCCUCUUCCCAUGUUACCGGUGAAGUGAAAGGUUUUGGAUGCUCGGUGAAAAGCCUAUCUGCUUUUUAAUUGCUUAAAGCAUGUUUGCACUUUUCCCUUCAGAUUUUUUAUCUUUUAUUUUUUACUCAUUCAGCUAAACACACAAGCGCUCUACAUACCGUAAAACAUAUGCUAUGAUCAAGACACGGUAUUCUUGAGGAAAAAUCAGACUCGCGGAAAGCAUUACAAAGCUGAACUCCAAGGUUUUGUGGGGAGUGGGCUUGCUGUUGGUUCUGUCAUGUAACGUUGCUUGAAAGUGACCAUGUUAAAUGCCUUAUGAAACCCACUUGUAUCGUGAGAGAUUAUAUCUUUUAUUUAUUAAGUCAAUGUGCUUGUACUGGCCCCUUCAUGGCAGCAGAGGAAGAAUUCGUUUUUAAUCUGCUACUGGCCGUAACCAGCAGAUAGCUCAGCUGAAAGAAUUUCUGAGCAGUAAAUUUACUGUAUAUAAUGGGUGUCUUUCAUGUAUAAUAUCGGGGGUGGUGGCAUUCCUGUUCUUGAAACGCCUUUGGAAUAUCGGCAAAACUAAAUGAAGGCUAUAUGCUGGCAGAUGGGAGGUAAAAUUGAAAGGUAAUACAAAAAGGUAAUACAAUGAAACUGAAUUCAUAUCGUCCACAGAUAGCAUACACUCCUGGCAAAGUAUAAGCCUUUGUGAAGCAUAGUAAUGCCUCUGGCCAAUUCUCACAAACUCCCAUUAAUGGUGCAACUAUAAGAGGUAGUAAAAAUUGAUCAUCUUGAGUUGGAGUGAAACUCCUGAAACUUGUUCUUUAAAAGUGUCAAGAGCAGGUUUAUGCUAGGCACUUUACCGGCGUUCAAGUUAAGCUUCAUUGCAUUAACUGUCCACUUUUCCAUAUUGAUUAUAUUUAUUUUUUUUUGAAAGAUUGCUUUUGGUAUUGCAGCAGAUUAAGCAUAUGUACAGCCCCACCUAAAAACGUCAAAGCUUCCACCUAUUAAUAAGUCUAGUUGAAUGGUUUUAUAUAUAGCCAUAAUAGAAACGAGACUAAUUAAAAAGCAUAUCUAAUAAGCGACCUGAAACGUAGCCACAUUGGGAGCCGAGUUUGCUCAGUAGGUGGUUAAACUAUAAAUAAUAAUAUUUUAAUUAAAAAGAGGGGUAAUUGUAUGGCAUAACUAUACCUAUAUGUAAGUGGGAACACUUUGGACUAACAUUUGACUCUUCAGUGGUUCCAAUAUUAGGUCUAUAAGGAGCAAUAUUGAAUCUAGGGACGGGUUUGUGUGCUUGGCUAUAGUUGGAUUUACAGACUCCUUGUAUGUCAGGGCCAUUUGCCAUGUCAAAUGAUUGUGCUUCAUUGAAUGGUAUGAAUUUGUCCACAUUGCUUCCACAAUACCCUGGAGAGCUUGGCUAGCCCUAUCGCUACCACAUUGCCACAACACCUUGGACUUUAGGAGUCAGAUAGAGCCUGUUUCUCUAGGUGAGACCUGAUACACUGUGUUUCCCUUACAGAUAUAUAUCACCUGCCUGGAGUUUGAAUAUGCAUAUUUCUCUUAUCCAUCCACCCAUAGAAGUAUUCUAAGCUGCUACCAUAUCAGUAUACUAGACCUCCAAACAGGCUGUCAAGAGCCCAGCAGAGUCAGAGGUGAAAAAUAGGGUGUAAAUAGACCAGUGAUCAGGUUCCAAAAGAAGCAGGCAAUGAUCCCGUCAGCCCAGAAGCAGGUGGUGUCCUCUGAGAAUAGCUGGUGUUCAGAUAUCACUCAUAAAACUAUAUAGGAAGUUGCCUUAUAGUAAAGUCAGACCAUUGAGCCAUCUUACUCUGCACUGUCUAUACAGACUGACAGCAGCUCUCCAGGGUUUAUGGGGAUAUUCCCAGACCUACCUGGAGAUGGGGUUUGAAGCUGGAGCUGCCUUCUUCAUGCAAGGCAGAUGCUCUACCACUAAGCUACAGCGCUUCCCCUAACAAGACUAGUUAGUUAAUAUAGUUAAUGUAAAUAGGCUGUAUCGGCUUGGCUGAUGCCGGCCAGAUGCCGGAUGAGGCAAGGCAGGAUUCUGAUUAGCACCUUAUAUGGUGGACAAGUUGCCCAGAUGUAAAGAGCCUAGGAGAGUUCUUAAAUAAAGGCUGUGGCAUCCUUAAUGGCUCCCCUGGUCAGCCUCCUACAACUGCCAGUGUAGUGCUGGGGAAGAUGUUAUCUGGAACUUGGGAAACUAUAAGGUCUCUGUAAGGGCCUUGGCCCAUUGGAGGAAUGCCCAAGUUUUUAUCAGUGAGCAGAGCACUGGUUGGAAUAAACCUUUGCUAAGAGUCCAUAUGAAUCUUAUUUUGGUAUUUUAAGAAGUGCCUCUCUUUCUGUCAGAGAGAAAUCUCUCAGCACCACCUGAUAAGUCAUCUCUAUGCAUAAGAAAGUAAGAAAAGCCUGCUGGAUCAGGCCAGUGACCCAUCUAGUCCAGCAUCCUGUUCUCCCUGUAGCCAACCACAUGCCUGUGGGAAACCCUCAUUCUCCCCUCCUGAUGUUUCCAGCAACUGGUAUUCAGAAGGAUUCUGCCUUCGGCCAUGGAGGCAGAGAAUAGCCAUUGUGGCUAGUCAGCAUGGAUAGCCUUUACUGCCAUGAAAUUGUCAAAUUCUCUUUACUGCCACCAGUGAAGGGCAUUAUAUGGGACUUCUUGUUUUAAGCUACAUGUCAGUUUGAACCACAGUUUUUAAUAGCAAGAGUAACAGUUCAGGUCACCUACCAGCCCUGGCUGGUGUCUACUGAGGACUAGAAGUUGGUUACCUGGUUGAGCAGGCAAGACAAGAGCAAUCAUUGCUUCUCAGUGUAAUGACUGAGAAGCUGGCUUUAAAUGAGCUGGUUUUAUAUGCUAUGGGUGCCUCCAGUGGCUUGUGAGGUCAGCUGGCCAACUUCAACUUGUGGGAUCUGCUAGCAGUAUGCUGGCUGGUAAGGUAGCCUAGUCUGGCUGGCUAACUUAGGAACAAAAGUGCCAAUGAUAACAGGAAGUAAGACGCAGAAAGCUGUUUGCUGGAGAUCCCAGUCUGAGACAAAUACACACACUUACACCAACUAGGCAGAUGAAAGAGUUGUCUAGAACAUUAGUGGCCUGUUCUGCUCAGAGGACAGAAGGGAAUUGUGUAUCAGUAACCACCUGGGAAGAAGUCUUACCAUAAGGCAGGACAUUCCAGUCCAUUGCAAUUCAAUGCAGAAAGAUUAAAAACAAGCAGCCCAGAGGACAGUGAUAGCAGCAUGGUCCUGUUUCACUUUUGCCCAGUGGUCCCCACUGGUGGACUUCUGGAGAUAAUGAAUUGCACAAUAAUCUGGCAGGAAUUGUCAGAGUCUUAAGCAGGCAAGCCAAGGCAUUGCCAAAAUCAGUCUGAAGUACAAGCAAUUGGUCAGGCCAAAACAGAGGUGCUCUGUGUGAUUAUAUAGUCAGAUUUUCAACUCCAAUGUGUCAUUUUGCACUGGGCCAGAAGAUAAAGGCAAUGCGUCCUCUGUUUUCAUGUGGUCAAAGUUCCUGUUUUGUAACUCCUGUUUUGUCCCAAUGAGAUCCUCAUUGGGUGGCUAAGUAUGUGGACCUAGGUUCAAGGUUCCUCAGUUGCACUCAGGGGUAUGUGUGCUGGGCAGCAUCAAGGUUCAGGUGAUCCAGUCCUCCUCCUAGUAAGCUGGCCUACUGAACUUUGGUGCCAGAUUUUCUGGUUCAAGCUCAAUGGCAUUUUACAGUGGGAGACCCUGGUCAGGCGCAAGGGUCAGGUCCCUUGUUCUUCACUGAUCCCACAGCAUCCUUAGGGAGGAGCUGGCAUCCUCCUGCUUUUCACUACUGUGGUAUCUGCGACCAAACAGUUUGAUAGGAGAGCAGGAACUGCCAGCAGUUCAGUGUCACCAAGAGAUCAAACUGCUGCAAAACAAAGUAAAAUGGGUCUGUUCAAGUUGAAGGUAGUCGAGCCAAGAUAGAGAACCUACACCUUCUAUGUGAAUAAGAAAGUAACAAUGAACCUAACCGACCUAGCCAGUCACUGCAAUCCUGUGCACACUUACAAGGGAGUGAAUGCCACCGAACACAGUGAAACUUACAUCUGAGUGAAUAUGCAUAGAUUGCACUAUACCAUGAAUGAGCAGAAUCUAAAGCUAUCUGCUACAAUUUAAAAUGGCAUUGUCGCACAAACAAUGCUAUAUCAAAUAAUUAAGAGCAUGCCACCAGAUAAUAGGAAAGUAAGUUCUCCAGAAGUUCAACUUGAGUUGCAGUUGCGGGCCAACUCUCUUGUUAUUUCCUCUUCUCUGCAUGGGGGGGGGGGAUAAAAAGAGGUUGCAGUUGGUAGAAUGGAUGGAUGAUGAUGAUGAUGGAAGAAGCUUAUUGGACCUCACCUGCAAUGGGAAAUGAUGUCCAAUAGGAAAUGAUGUCCAGAGAGCAUCAUUUCCCACCAGUCCCAAUGGGCCUUCUUCAUUGCAUUUAUAUCUCUCUUCCCCAACUUUUGACCUCUUUCCCCGUUAGGGGGAGGUGAAAGAGUAGCGGGCAAUGAAGGGCAGGGUGAGGCAUGAGCAGGAUCAAGACAAGGUGCCUGCUUGAGGUACCAAUCUUUAUUCUGCUUGCUGCUAAUUCUAUCCAGGAUGCCCACCAAGCUGAACUCAUUGCUCUCCCCAUUCUUGCUGAUAAGCGAGUAUAAAACUGACAACUUAAAAGUUUCCACCACAGUUCUGCUAUUAUAUUCCUGUGUGGCCUUGGCAAACUGUUUAGGCUGAAAGUGGAUUGUGGCAUUUUUUAUGUUUUAUGUGUGGUGCCCUCUCUGUGUUUAGUAGACAAAUGCAGAAUUCACUGUUUGGGCAUUUAAAGGAAACUCAGUGCCCAUGUUUUAGGUCAAGGACUUUACGGUAUCAACAAGUUGUGGGUUCAAUGUUAAAGCUGCUUUUGAAAAAUGUAGAUCUCGAUUUCUCUUCAUUUCCCCAUCUGUAAAAUGGGGCCAGUUGUUCCCGAUUUUCACAGGGGUGUACUGAGGGCUAAAUAAUAUUUGUAUAUAGCUUUUGAAAUGUAAAAUUAUUCUUAUUAUUAUUAUCAUAAUUCAGAAAUGCUCUAACAAACCUCACAGUUCUUGGUUACAGUCAUAGAACGACAGAGGAACACAAAGCUUAUAGAGGAAUGUAUGAAAUGUGAAUAUUCUGAAGGCAAGAACAGUAUUAUAAACAAGGCAAGAGUAUUAAAGUCCCUUAUCCUGGACAACCUUAUGAAUUACUUGAAGAAGGUGGGAUGCGUGUGUAAAUUAUGAGCCAGUGGUAAUGAACUCACUUUGUCUUCAAAGACAGCUUCUAGACUGUUGAGACCCAAGAAUGGUAUUUUUUAUCUAAUUGCAAACUAGUUAGGUAGCCUUUCAAAAAGAGAUUAGUACUGUACUCUAACGAACACAGUCCAGUAUUUUCUUUUACUUGAAAGUAAUGAAGAUCAUAUCUGAUCCUAUAAAUUUUGUUGCAUCUCAUUUGUAGAUGCUAAAUACAGUCUCGAAUGAGGGAAAAAUACUGCUGAAGGUGCUGAAGUGCAAAGCUAUGAAUUAGACUAUAAUGGUUUAGGGAGGAAAUUUGAAGUAGGAUUUCACAAUGUCACUGUCUUCUAAGUCCUUCUGCAUAGUAAUAGUCUUUGGAUACAUCUGCCGUUUCCAGCAGGGCAUUGUAAUUAACUGUUGUGACAGCUGUGGUUUGAGAAUUCCAAGUGUAUUCUCUCUCUCUCUCUCUCUCUCACACACAC